CAUCGAUGACCUUUAAACCUGCUUCCCCUGUGUUGCCUAGACUACAGGGUUUGGACGGCUUUGGAAGAUGUGUUCAGAGAACUUUGCCCAAACUGGCCCACCCCUGUUUGUUCUAAUGCUAUGUAGAGCUGUUUCUGUUUCUCAGCCAGCUCAGGCCCUCUAUUCCUUCCAAGCCGGUCUGCGGCCUCCGCUACCCACCUGCUGAGGGCGAUCUUCUGGUGGAGCAGAAAGCCCCGCUCGUAGGGCCAGGGAAGGCCGGCCUCGAACCACUCGCGACAGCGCAGCACGGGCGAGAUGCAGGCGGCGCCUGUCACGUAGCUAGAGGAGCCGCACUCGCCCAGGUAGGACAGUAGCAGCGCCGAGCCCGAGCCCUCGCUCACCAAGAACAGCGGCGCCGCCGGGUGUCGAAAGCGGAUGUAAGUGACGGCCUCCUUGAGGUCGGACGGGUCCCCGAAAGGCUGCAGCCGGGGGCUGACCAGCGGGCAGCCGUGGUGGCCGCGGCGAUGGAAGAUAACUGGGUAGUAGCCGCGCUCCAGGGCGAGCAAGCAGAGGCCGAGCACGUUGCGAGUGAGGCGACCCCAGGCAUUAGGGAUCACCAGAAGCACCGCGGGAAGGCUCCCGGCGCUGGUUAUCCGGCGGCCCCGAACACAAGGUCCCACCACCCAGUCCAGGGCCACCAGCCCAUCGUCCGCCAACUGCAGGUCACGCAGACAAAAUCUGAAGCAGGUUUGCCAGGGGAGCGUACCCGUCUCCCCAGCUUGGGCCACCCGGUCCACAGGGAUCCCAAUCUCAUCCAGGAGCUGCAGAUGUGCUCUGCAGGCUGCAAGGACGCGCUGGUGGUGGCUAGACCGGCGGAGGAGGCGGGAGCCCAUUGUUCCGAGGGCCUGUGGCCUCUUCCCCCGCAGGUUUCACCAAGAGUGACCUCCACACUAGUGAGCCCAGGGAAGGCUGAGGAUGUCACCUUCCUCUACCAUCCCUGUGCCCACCCCUGGCUGAAGCUCCAGCUUGCCCUCCUGGCCUACACUUGUAUGGCUAACCCCUCCCUCACCCCUGACUCCAGCCUCACACAGGAUCGGCCUCUGGUGCUGGCUGCGUGGGGGCUGGCGCUGGAGAUGGCCUGGGUAGAGCCAGCCUGGGCUGCACACUGGCUGAUGAGGAGGUGGAGGAGGAAGCAGAGGAAGAAGAUGGCAUGGAUCUACCAUGACAGCCUUUUGGGGCCCCCUCCCUGUAUGCCAACCCUAGGUAGAGGGAGGCUGUGCCGGAGAGGGUGUGUGCAGGCCCUGGCUCUGGCCUUCGCUCUGCGGAGCUGGCGGCCCCCUGGCACAGAGAUGACAUCUCAAGGGCCCAGGCAGCCCUCUCCCAGUGGUGCCAAGAGACGGAGGCUGCGGGCUGCCCUUGUUCCCCAGCCGACUCGCUCAGCCCUGAGGUUUCCCUCUGCUUCCCCAGGAAGCUUCAAGGCCAAGCAGCCCAUGCUGGGAAUCCGUGGUAGGGAGAGUAAUGCCCCAUCAGCACCCACUGCCUCCCUGCUGCCCGGGGCACCUGGAGGCAAUGCCAGCUCCAGGGAAGAGGUUCAUGUGCCCAGCGGGCAAGGCAGCCCAGGGAGCUGUGUCUGUUCAAGUCAGGCUUCCCCGGCCCCCCGCGCCGCAGCGCCUCCACGGGCAGUUCGGGGCCCCACCCCACGUACGGAAGAGGCCGCCUGGGCCGCCAUGGCCCUGACCUUCCUGCUGGUGCUGCUCACCCUGGCCACGCUCUGCACACGGCUGCACCGAAACUUCCGACGCGGGGAGAGCAUCUACUGGGGGCCCACAGCGGACAGCCAGGACACAGUGGCUGCUGUGCUGAAGCGGAGGCUGCUGCUGCCCUCGCGACGAGUCAAGCGCUCCCGCCGGAGACCCCUCCUUCCGCCCACGCCGGACAGCGGCCCGGAGGGUGAGAGCUCGGAGUGACGGCCUGGGUCCUGCCACUGUAGCGUGUGGCUCCUCCCCGCGCCGCGAGGCCGCGACCUCUGCCACGUGGACCGGGCGCGGGGCGCCCCCUGGUGGCGACGGUGCGGUCCCGGCCGAGCAUCGCGAAGGUUUUCCUCCUCAGCGUUCCUUCGCGUUGGUGGCUGAGUGAGCGGCGGCGGAGAGAAAGCCGCUUCUGCCUCCCUUGCCAAAACUCCGUUUCUAAUUAAAUUAUUUUUAGAAGA
Saimiri boliviensis boliviensis (Bolivian squirrel monkey) is the source of this 2188-nucleotide messenger RNA. Lineage: Eukaryota; Metazoa; Chordata; Mammalia; Primates; Cebidae. The record is from RefSeq and is a predicted model, not a curated record.